CCUAGCGCAGUAUAUAAGGCAACUAUUUUGUAUUUUUUUCAAAAAAGGACAAUAUGGAGCUGUAUAAGAUAGUCACCUUCAUAGCUAUUGUUAUAAUACAGACUGAUGCUGGUGUUUGCAAUCGCAAGAACACAGUUAUCCAAGUCAGGGUUCCCCAACGCACUAACGUGACUGUUAAGUAUCCGCCGAUGUUGCGUAGUCCCGUUGAAUACGUUCCGUAUCCGUACUCAAUCGGGAACAAACGUGAAAGACCUUGCUAUAGAUGCCAAAAUUCAAGAUGUUUCAAAUGCAAUAAUCAAGUAAAGUCGCCAACUCUACUUCCCGGAACAAGAACAAACAUCAUCAUAGAUGUUCAAGGGUCAAGAUCUAAACCUAAUUCAGACCAACCGGUUAAUCAUGCAUCUGACCCAAAUCGGCGAGGGACUCUUGUCGUUGUCCAAGGCGGAUCGGCUGCAUCUAGUGACGCUACUGCAUCAGCUAAUGGAAAUAAUGGGAAUUCUGCUGCCGCUGCUUCAUCGUCAGCUUCAGAAAACCAACUUAUUGCUGACUUUAAAGAAGAAGACAGGGCUCCAGAUGGAUCAAUAAAGGACACUGAGGACAUAUUUAUAGCAGAUAACUCAAAAUCCAACUCAAGUGCUACUGCAUCAUCUUCUUCAAAUGGCGGACAAGCGAAAGCAAAAGCAUCUUCAUCUAACCAAAAUGCACCUUCUAAGCCUUCUUCAAAUCGUUCACCACAAAAAUCGUCCCCAUCAAAAGGCCCUCAAAAGCCUCGUAAUAAACCAACGCAACCAAACAUCCCAGAUAAUGACAAUUCUCCAGACAAUGACAAUUCCCCAGAUAAUGGCGGUAACCCAGAUGCCGAUGAUUCUCCAAACAAUGACAACUCCCCAGAUAACGGCAAUAACCCAGAUGACGAUGACUCUCCAAACAAUGACAACUCUCCAGACAAUGACAAUUCCCCAGAUAACGAUGAUUCUCCAAACAAUGACAACUCCCCAGAUAACGGCAAUAACCCAGAUGACGAUGAUUCUCCAAACAAUGACAACUCCCCAGAUAACGGCAAUAACCCAGAUGACGAUAAUUCUCCAAACAAUGAUAACCCUCCAGACAAUGACAACUCUCCAAACAAUGACAACUCCCCAGAUAACGGCAAAAACCCAGAUGACGAUGAUUCUCCAAACAAUGAUAACUCUCCAGACAAUGACAACUCUCCAGAUAGUGGCAGUAACCCAGAUAACGAUGAUUCUCCAAACAAUGACAACUCUCCCGAUUCAUCAAAUAAUGACAAAUCUCCAGACGAUGGAGAUCAAUCGCCUGAUAAUGAUUCCACAAAAAGUGGCAAUGAAUCAAACAGCAAAGACAUUUCUGACAAAUCGGAUCAGAAAGAUUCACCUACGGGAAAUGAUGAUGCUCCAAGCGGAGACGAUUCAACAGCUCCCGAUGCAAAGGGAGCCGACCCAGGACCACCAUCUGAAGACAAUGAUCCACAAAGCAAUCCUUAGUCUUAGUAAUAUUUUAAGAACACUCCGAAUUUUAAGACCUUUUACAAGUAAAUUCAAAAAAAGGGAUUUUAAGUAUUUAUUUAAAACAAUGAUUUCGUAGUCCAGAUUAAAAAUAUGAAAUUGUCGAAACGUAUAUCUUUUUGUUGAACUACUCAUAAAAGACUUUUAUAUAAUAAAAGUAUCACUUCUUAUAUAUAA
Messenger RNA from Pieris rapae (cabbage white), 1700 nucleotides. RefSeq names its product sporozoite surface protein 2-like. The transcript has 2 exons. Bases 54 to 1502 code for a protein of 482 amino acids. NCBI's taxonomy places the organism in Eukaryota, Metazoa, Arthropoda, Insecta, Lepidoptera, Pieridae. The record is from RefSeq and is a predicted model, not a curated record.